Messenger RNA from Aspergillus clavatus NRRL 1, 1155 nucleotides. RefSeq names its product CaiB/BaiF CoA transferase family protein. Gene Ontology annotation, molecular function: catalytic activity. The record is from RefSeq and is a predicted model, not a curated record. The transcript has 2 exons. Bases 1 to 1155 code for a protein of 384 amino acids. Lineage: Eukaryota; Fungi; Ascomycota; Eurotiomycetes; Eurotiales; Aspergillaceae.
AUGUCCACCUCGUCAUCGCUCCCGCUUGCAGGUGUCCGGGUCGUUGAGCUGGCCGGUCUAGCUCCAGGCCCGUUUGCAGGACUCCUUCUCGCAGACUACGGCGCAACGGUGCUGCGCAUCGAUCGCCCCAACGCCAUCUCAGCAGAUCAAUUGACUCGCCGCAAAACCUCCAUCACCCUGGAUCUCCGAGACCCCGCCUCGCACCGAGUCCUCCUCUCCAUCCUUUCCAAAGCCGAUGUCCUAAUCGACCCCUACCGCCCGGGCGUGCUAGAACGCCUCGGCCUUUCUCCCUCCAGGGUUCUCCUCAAACACAACCCGCGCCUGAUCGUGGCCCGCAUGACCGGCUUCCGCCGCGACGGCAAGUACAAGGACAUGGCGGGCCAUGAUAUCAACUACAUCGCGGUGUCGGGAGUCCUCUCUAUGCUCGGACGGAAGAACGAGCCGCCCUACGCCCCGGGCAACCUCCUAGGCGAUUUCGCCGGCGGAGGCGCCAUGUGUCUCCUGGGUAUCUUGCUGGCGCUCCUCGCGCGCACUCGCUCCGGACGCGGCCAGGUCGUCGAGGCAAACAUGGUCGAUGGGGCAGCGUAUCUCGCGACCAUGCCGCGUCUGACGCGGCAGACGCCGAUGUGGAGCGAGCCCCGCGGGGAAAAUAUGCUGGACGGGGGCAGCCCCUUCUACGAUACAUACGAGACCAAGGAUCGGGGCAAGUAUUUUGCCGUUGGGGCGCUGGAGCCGCAGUUCUACGCUGCGUUGAUCAAGGGGCUGGGGUUCGCGCCGGAUGAGCUGCCGGCACGGGAGGACCGGGCGAACUGGCCUGCGCUGCGCGCCGCGUUCGAGAAACGAUUCAGGGAGAAGACCCGGGCGGAGUGGGAGGCUAUCUUUGACGGGGCGGAUGCCUGUGCGACGCCUGUGCUGGAGCAAGACGAGUUGCAGCGCAGCGGUUACGAGCACAGGCCCGCGGUGCAUCUGGUUGAUACCCCGGGCCUUCCAAUUCCUGCUGACGAUGGCGGAUGGACGGGAGGGGGGCUGGUGCCCGGUACUUGCGGCCAAGAGACCCUCGCGACAUGGCUGGGGUGGCAGAAGGAACGCGAUUUUGACGUUCGCGCGGACGGGACAUUCGUGCAGACGGAUGGGAAGAAGUCAUCGAAACUAUAG